AUGUCAAAUCUACUAGCGCUCGCAAUUCUCCUCCUCUCCAGCACACCGGUGCCGACGGCCGGUGACCAGUCCUUCUGCAACGAUGCCCCGUACAAGCGAGACAGCACCUACAUGUCCAACCUGAGGUCGCUCGCCGGAGCACUGAUCGGGGACGCCGCGAGGCUGCACUCGGCCACCGGCGCUGCCGGGAAGGACCCUGACAGGGUCUACGGCGCCGUGCUCUGCCGGGCGGACUCCGCAGGUGCUGACUGCGCCAGGCGCCUCCGGGAUGCCCUUGCCGCCAUCGACGGCGACGGCCGCUCACCUUGCGCGCUCCACAGGGACGUGGCCGUCUACUCCGAGCUGUACCAGCUCCGUUUCUCCGACCGGAACUUCCUCGCCAACUUCAGCAACGCGCCGGAAUGGGUCGACGUCACGAACCCAGACCUCGUGCCACUCGCCGUGGCCGCGCAGUUCGACGAGCGGGUCAUGGAGCUGUUGGGCGCGGUUGCUGACGCCGCGGCAGGGCGACCGGGCAGGUGGGCCGUCGGCGAAGCACCGUGGUCAUCGUCCGGGGACAGGGACCGGACGGUGUACGGGCUGGCGCAGUGCACGUGGGACAUGCCGCCGGACCACUGCCGGGCCUGCCUUGAUGGCGUCAUGGCGGAGAGGCGACGCAAGAUCGGCAGCGGCAAGAUGGGCACGGCGGUCUUCGGGGCGCGGUGCACCUUGCGGUAUGAGAUGGACCUGCAGUUCUUCAACGUCACUGGCAACAGCAAGAUGGUGUCCCUACGGAAGAAGAAAGACCGUGCGUUCUUCAUCAUUGCAACAGCUUACACUUCGGCAGUCCCUCUGUACACGCUUGUUUUUCUGGCUGCUAAGCGUCUGGAGGAAACAAAAAAAACAACUUCUCACCCAAAAAAUAUACUAGGAGAGGGUGGAUUUGGCCCAGUUUACAAGGGAGUAUUUCCUGAUGGACAAGAGGUAGCAAUAAAAAGACUGUCUGCUCGGUCACGGCAAGGUCUAAUAGAGUUCAAGAAUGAGAUCCAGAUUAUAGCAAAACUUCAGCACAAAAACCUUGUUAGACUGCUUGAUCCAAUCAGACAGGCAUCGCUUAAAUGGAAGAGACGAAUUAAAAUAGUUGAUGCAAGUAAUAUCCUGUUAGACUCUGAUCUAAACCCUAAGAUUUCUGAUUUUGGGAUGGCAAGGAUAUUUCCAUCGGAUGCCACUCAAGCAACAGCCAGCAGACUUGUGGGAACAUAUGGAUACAUGGCUCCUGAAUAUGUAUCUGAUGGCCUUCUCUCGAUCAAGUCAGAUGUUUUCAGUUUCGGGGUCCUGCUUCUUGAGAUUAUAAGUGGAAAGAGGAGCUCAGGUUUUCAGCACAAUGGAGAGUUUUACAACCUUCUUGAAUACGCCUGGGAACUGUGGAAAGAUAGGAGAUCUAAUGAGUUCAUUGAUCAAUCAUUUGGUGAUGACUAUGAAAUGGAAGAGCUGAUGAAAUACCUUGCUGUGGCAUUGCUGUGUGUUCAAGAAAAACAAUAG
This is a messenger RNA of Miscanthus lutarioriparius, 1521 nucleotides long. NCBI's taxonomy places the organism in Eukaryota, Viridiplantae, Streptophyta, Magnoliopsida, Poales, Poaceae. The record is from the annotation of a GenBank genome assembly.